Molecule: messenger RNA, 4377 nt
Organism: Corythoichthys intestinalis (scribbled pipefish)
Lineage: Eukaryota; Metazoa; Chordata; Actinopteri; Syngnathiformes; Syngnathidae
Gene: ccnd2a
Product: cyclin D2, a
Exons: 5
Coding region: 242-1132 (296 amino acids)
Biological process (GO): mitotic cell cycle phase transition; regulation of cyclin-dependent protein serine/threonine kinase activity
Cellular component (GO): cyclin-dependent protein kinase holoenzyme complex; cytoplasm; nucleus
Molecular function (GO): cyclin-dependent protein serine/threonine kinase regulator activity
Source: RefSeq, a predicted model, not a curated record
UUGCGCACGCCUUGAAAUGCGCCUGAGCGGAGGCGCACUGAGGGGACACACAGGAAAAAGUUGUCCAACAGCACAACGACGAGAGGCAGGACGACCGACGCUGACGGAGCCCCUGCAGUCUCGCCUGCUUUUCAUGCCUCCUCGACACUUUCCCUGCCGCUGCCGCGUCUUCUUUUUUGGCUUCUUUUUGCUUGUAUUUCGUCGCGUCGGGCAUUUUUGUGUGUGAUUUACGCCAAACGCAAUGGAGCUGCUCUGCCUGGAAAUGGACACCAAUAUACGGGCUCGUCCCGAUCCGAACCUCCUUUGUGAUGACCGAGUCCUCCAGAGCUUGUUGACCAUAGAGGAGAGGUUUCUACCUCAAUAUUCGUAUUUUAAAGGCGUGCAGAGAGACAUUCAGCCCUUUAUGAGGAGGAUGGUGGCCACUUGGAUGUUGGAGGUCUGUGAGGAGCAGAAGUGCGAGGAAGAAGUUUUUCCCUUGGCCAUGAACUACUUAGACCGCUUUUUAGCGGUGGUCCCCACCAAAAAGUGUAACCUGCAGCUGCUCGGAGCAGUUUGCAUGUUUCUUGCAUCCAAAUUGAAAGAAACUCGUCCAUUGACUGCGGAGAAGCUUUGCAUUUACACAGACAACUCCAUCAGACCACAAGAACUGCUGGAAUGGGAACUGGUGGUGUUGGGCAAGUUGAAGUGGAACCUGGCGGCGGUGACACCAAAUGACUUUAUUGAACACAUAGUGAGGAGGCUGCCACUGCCUGAGGAUAAACUGACUCUUAUACGCAAACAUGUCCAGACGUUCAUCGCUCUUUGUGCCACAGAUUUCCGAUUCGCCAUGUACCCUCCAUCCAUGAUUGCAACAGGAAGUGUUGGAGCAGCCAUUUGCGGCUUACAGCUGGACUCGGUGAACCAGUCCCAGUGGGGCGACAGUCUUACAGACCUGCUGGCCAAAAUCACAAACACGGAAGUGGAUGUUCUCAAAGAAUGCCAGGAGCAGAUCGAGCGUGUGUUAGAGAGCAGCCUGCGCGAGGGUCGCAAGCAGCAACAACAGCAGCAGAACCAGCGAGGCCAGAGCGGCAAAGGCCUGGACGAGCUGGAUCAGUCGUCCACCCCGACAGACGUCCGUGACAUCAACUUGUGAAGCGGCGAGAGGGCCUCGGCACGCAGGAUUUACAACAAUGAAAAAUAUGAAUCAUGAAAAAAAAAAAAUUUCUUAAAAGCAGAAAAAAAGAACAAAAAUACAAAAUGCUAAAAACACAAGCCCUUUAAAAGAAAAAGAACAAUGCUUGCUAGUUUUUUGUAGAUUUUUUUUUCUGUUCUUCAAGACAUGAAACGCCUGCCCACAAAUUUUUGGGGGGAUCGAAAAGCGACAGAUUCGGGGCACAAAGAUGCUCCGUGGUGCCUUGGAUACACAGAAGGGAAACCAAUCAUAUUUGCAUUCUGCCUUUGAUUGUAUAGAAUGACCAUUAAGUUAUACUGUAACCAGAGCUGGUUGGCAGAAAAAUGCAAAGUUGUGGGGUCAAAGUUUGGGCUUAGUUUUUUUUUUUUCUCUCUCCUCGCUCUCUAUUUUGAUAUGUAUUCACGUUAUUUUCUGACCAUCAGUGAGUUGUGGAGAGGAAGCCUUGAGAUCAGUUGACGAGAGACCAGAUCUUUUAAAUCAUCAUCAUCACUAUUAGUCCUAGUAAUUAUUAUUAGUCGUAAUAUUAUUAUUUGACAUAUUUUGGGUAGUCAAGAUCAAUAAGCUCCUUUGUCAGGCUGCUUGUACAUCUGGGUCAGUUAGUGGAUUCAGUGUGUGUGUAUGUGUGUGUGUGCGUGCAGUCUGAAUGGAAUCCUGUAUCUAAAUUGGCAGUAAACAUUCUAAGGCGCAAGGCACUUACAAUGUUCCGAGACGAUGGAGCAGGCUGAGGUUACGUCCGUACUUUGUCUAUCAGUAUAACGGAGCGUCUAUGUAUGCUGUGUCACUGCCUUCAUUCAUUUGCAGUGUAUCUUGCUCUGUUGUUGGCCAGCAAUAAAGUGCUGCGUGGACUAUGAAUGAGAAGAGUGUGCGCGAGCGAAGGAAGGGAGUCUCCAAUAACCUCAGCCUCACACUUACUGCCAUUCUGUUCAUGAUAUGUGACCACAUGCUGUCACGUGGUGUUACAAUGUUAGGUCUUUAGUCCAAGGUUGGGGGACCGCUGUUCUCUUCAAAAGGGAGGCGACAGGGUGCGGGAAAGUUUGGAUGGAUGAAUGAAAAAGAAUGGAGAGGCUGGAAAGCAGAAUGAUAUGGCGGGAGUCAAAUUGGACUAGAACACAGUUAAAUGAGUUGAAUUUAAAAAUGUACUUGUUGCCAUUUAGGUGGAACUGCCAGAUCACACGAGGAUGAAUUUCCUUUUGUUGUUGUUGUUGUUGCUGUUUGGAGGAGUACAAGAUGUCGUCGAGCCCCACUCAGGCUCACAUUACGAUUUCAAUGGCAAAGCACUUUGAGAACAUGCUCCCAGGAGAGACGGCAAACUGAAUCGGUGGUCAUUUGGAGGUGGCUGGCUGGCUAUUUCUUUGGAUUAGAUUUUUUUUUUUCGCCUUUGGUUUACUUUGUAGGGCUGGUUUCCCAAUCACCCCCCAAUGUCAAGCAAGAGUCCCACAGAACAGGACAUUCCAAUCAAAACGAACAUUCCUAUUUAAGCAAAGACCAACUCGAUCCGAGGAGCCUGUCCAUUUCCAAGGAACAAAAAACAAAAGGCCAAGACACACAAGUUCCCUCAUUGGUAGCUUUCCUUUACACUGUCAAGAAUUGUGUGUGCGUGUGUACUUGAAUAUUUCUAUUUAUCUGCAUCACAGCCACAGUCAUGUGACACGGGGCGGCGCUCGGGUGGUCGUAACAUCCAAUAUUUGCACAUGUUCUUCAGAGGCCAAUGAGUUUUUUUGUUGUUGUUUUGUUUUGGUUUCCAAACCACCACAAGUGACGUGUUUUAGUGGCUGCUCACUUUUAAUGGUGCUGGCUUGAAAUUGCAGAAAUGCACGGCAACGUAGGUCGUGUCGUUCGGCCCUCUUUGAGCUUUGCUGCUUCGAAUAAUCGACGAGGGGGGUUCAUCAGGCAGGAACACCACCGUUAUGUUUUUGGACUUUCACGUGUGCGCGAGUUUUUUUUUUUGUUUUCUUCCAUGAACGACAUUGCUGGUUGACGGACUGAAGAAAAUGUGGGGAAGUUUGAAUUUUGGCAAGGUGAUUUGCCAAAACAUCCCAUUUUUGAUUAUUGCCCCCUUUCGUUUUGCCUCCGCCGGAUGUAAGCUCUCACCCAAACUUAAAGACGUCUUUCCUGCAAUGUCUUGUUGCGUGUGUUAUAUAUUGAGACCACACUUUCAAUUUGUGUUUGAUAUAUUUUAUGGGGUGACCAGACCCACAAAAGGGUUUUUUUUUUUUUUUCUAAGAUUUAGAGAUACUGUAUUCCAAAGUGAAGAGAGGACAGAGGAGGUGUGAAGACAUCAAGAAAAAAAAAGUCAAUAUUUUUAUUGAGUUAUUGUUGUCUUUUUGCGCUGCUAAAAGCUAUGAAUUUGUUUCAUUUAUACAAAAUAACAUUACAGAGUUGUGAUGUGUCACUUGAGUGUGCUGCUAUUUUAUAAACAUUUGUAUUAUAAUAUAAUUAUUUUACUGCUUAAGAGAUAAAUUCAGAAAAACGAAGUAGAAGGUGAUAGAAGAACAUGAAAUGAGUAUUGGACUGGAAAUGUUCUUUGUACAGUUUGACAUUUUGCUUAGAUAGCGUGUCUCCUUUCCCCCCUUUUUUGAAUUUAUUUUGCUCUUUUUCUGCAGUCACAUUCUGCAUCAGUGGUAUAUGUCUUAUACCUCAGGAUUCCUGGCUACAUACAAAAAAGAAAACAAAUUAACCCAUCAUCGAUACCUCUGCAGUUAGGGAGCCUGGACUAGAAUAGUAAACAAACAAAUUAGCGUUUUGUGGAUACGCCGCUGUUUGGCUUCCACUUGGACUUACUGGAGGGGGGUGCGGGGGGUUCUAUAGUUUUGCUCAUGUUGGUGCUACAUCUGACAUGUUGCGGGUGAUAGAGGCGACGAAAUAGCAUUCCUAUGAUGGCCAAAGUACACUUGUUGCUUUAUUUAGUCCCAAUCACCCCGAAUGUCCACCAAUAUGGAUUCCCAAUGUGGGAGCGACAUAUUUUGAUCUGAGAUCAUGUGCGUGGAUGCAUGUGUGUGCGCGUGGGCCAUUUUAACUGCCAUAGAAUGAUCAUGGUGAAUUACAUGUCAUUUUGACUUAUAAACACUGUGAUAUCUGGAAGUUUGAAUGAAGCACAUUUUCCUUUGAGUUGCCCCUCCCCCUCACUAGAACCCAUAUCUUGUACCUCAAAUGUCUGUUGCACAACCUCUGUUCAAUAAACUUCUGCUUUAAAGGGUGUGACACCA